AUGGGUAAAUAUGAUGUAGCAUUUGGCAAGCCUCGGGCAAUCCUAUCAAAGGAAACAUUGGCUGAGAGAAACACCAGUAAAACUAGAGAGCGUACUGAGUUAUCGUCAAGAAGAAAGACCAAUUCAGAAAGCGGAAGUGAUGUUCAAAGAAGUGUAUCAUCAAGAUCAAUGUCAUUAAGAGUAGGCAGAAUUAGUGAAAGUGAUCCAAAUAGGAAGCAGGGAAUGGUUUUACCUUUUGAACCUCUUUCUAUCACUUUUGAUGAUAUCAGAUAUGCAGUGGAUAUGCCACAGGAAAUGAAAGCUCAGGGUAUUGUGGAAGACCGCCUUGACCUUCUGAAAGGUGUGAGUGGUUCUUUUAGGCCAGGAAUUCUUACAGCUCUAAUGGGUGUUAGUGGGGCUGGUAAGACCACUCUAAUGGAUGUCUUGGCCGACAGAAAAAUGGGUGGAAUUGAUACCGCAACCAAAAAGAUGUUCAUUGAGGAAGUCAUGAAGCUUGUGGAGCUGGCUCCAUUAAGGGAAGCACUUGUUGGAUUGUCUGGUGUGAAUGGUCUUUCAACCGAGCAGCGAAAAAGACUGACGAUUGCAGUUGAGCUAGUGGCCAACCCAUCUAUAAUAUUCAUGGAUGAGCCAACCACAGGCCUUGAUGCUAGGGCAGCAGCAAUUCUCUUUCUUCUAAAACGGGGAGGUGAAGAAAUAUAUGCCGGUCCAUUAGGCCUCCAUUCUUGCCAUCUUAUUGACUUCUUUGAGGUGACUUCAGCAGCACAAGAAAUAGCUCUUGGGGUUAACUUCCGCGGUGGUGUGUACAAGAACUCAGAACUAUAUAGGAUAAAACCAAUAGAGGAUCCCUGGAUUACAAUAAGUCUGGUAAAUGUAAGGGCUCUGAAUGUUAAAAGGAUAAAAAACUUUUGGACAAACAAAGCAUUGAUUGAGCAACUCAGUACCCCUGCACCAGUCAGACUUAUGUUCACAACUUUCGCAGCGUUAGCGCUUGGGACAAUAUUCUUGGAUCUUGGCUCCUUAAGUUUAAUUCAAGUUUUGUGUCAUUUCAGGAUAAGGCAACAAGAUCUCUUUAACGCAAUGGGUUCUAUGUAUGCCGUUUUUCUUUUUACUGGUAUACAAAAUGCCACAACAGUGCAGCCGGUUGUUGCUAUUGAGAUAACAGUCUUUUAUAGGGAAAUAGCAGUCGGGAUGUAUUCAGCUUUGCCAUAUGCUUUCGGACAGGUCGUGAUUGAUGUCCCAUACAUAUUCGUUCAAACACUCAUCUUUAGCAAGUUCUUUUGGUAUCUUUUCUUCAUGUAUUUCACCUUCUUAUACCUCACAUUAUAUGGAAUGAUGGCUGUGGCAAUUACACCUAACCACAAUAUUGCUGCAGUAGUUUCAUCUGCCUUCUAUGGUAUUUGGAACCUUUUCUCAGGAUUCAUUGUUCCACUAACAAGGAUUCCAGUGUGGUGGAGGUGGUACUAUUAUAUCUGCCCGGUCUCCUGGACAUUUAAUGGUUUAACUGCUUCACAGUUUGGAGACAUUAAGGACAAGCUUGACACAGAUGAAACUGUAGAACAUUUUAUAAGGAAUUAUUUUGGGUUUAGACAUGACUUCAUUGAUUAUGUCACCAUCAUCAUUGUUGGAAUACCUGUGCUUUUUGGAUUCAUCUUUGCCUACUCAGUCAAGGCCUUCAAUUUUCAGAAAAGAUAA
Molecule: messenger RNA, 1692 nt
Organism: Ilex paraguariensis (yerba mate)
Lineage: Eukaryota; Viridiplantae; Streptophyta; Magnoliopsida; Aquifoliales; Aquifoliaceae
Source: the annotation of a GenBank genome assembly